AUGUUUUAUCCUGAAAAAUACAUUAUGGCAGAACUUAUAAUGCUUGAGAAAGGUGAUAGAGUAAGUUAUUUUCAUAUGUUCUAAAACCCUCUUUAAGAAAUGAAAAAGAUGCUAUAGACUAUGAACAAAUUAUUAAAGGCAGUAGGAUUCGCUAGAAUUUCUAUUGACCCUUUGAUGAUAUGUCCCCUAUGUGCCUGGGCGGCAGACAAACAGACAAUGUUUAGACACUCCUGUAAAGUAAGUGUCGACCUUACAAAGAUGAGAGGCCGUCGACAAUGA
Molecule: messenger RNA, 279 nt
Organism: Paramecium octaurelia
Lineage: Eukaryota; Ciliophora; Oligohymenophorea; Peniculida; Parameciidae
Source: the annotation of a GenBank genome assembly